ACGAGUUAUUAGGAAAUGAUCAAUUAGCCGCUCGGCACUCGAUCAGCGUCGUUGGUUCUUGAGCGGCAUUCGAGAUCGGCGGUCAAAUGGAAGCGCAACACCAAUUCGCAAGAACGGAGACCAGCUGUCGCCUCGGCUGGGUACUAAUCGCAGUUGUGUUUUCCCUUUAUUUGGGUUGUACGGAGGGUGGUGUGGGCUUCGAUUGGCCCACUGCCGAACCCGACCUGGGAAUAGACGAGUGUCAUGACGAGUUCACCGUGGCCUGUGCCAACGCCUCACUGGCCUAUGCCAAUUCCUUGGACUUGUGCGAACUGAAUGCCAAUGAGACCAUCAUAAAUCUGGAGGUGGAUGUGGAGCUGGAGCGACUGCAAAUCGAGUUGGGCUCGAGUGCGGUGUGCGGAAAUAUGCGGAUCUGUGACACCUUGGUUGACGAUCUGGACUAUUUCAAGUGCAUCAACGAGAACGGAACUCGCAAUCUGGACAUCCUGACGGAGAUAAGUUAUAAUGCCACGAGUGCUUAUACACGACUGCAUGAGGAUUACGAUGCAGUCCAAAGGACUUUCCUGCUUUGCAGCCUGGAAGUCCAGAAAAACUACAUGGAGGAUCUAAGGCAGGCGCACAGGGAACUCACUCAGUGUCGAUCGGAAAUUGAUGAGCUUAACGAGUAAUUAAUUAUCUCUUAUCUGUUACUAUGUAAACAGAAGGCAUAAGGUGAAUAAACACCAUCGUAUAAAAGCAAUUUACUCAUGACAAAUUACUAAGAAUUGCUACUUAUUUCCUGUUAGAUUACUAUUUUUAAGUCGGGUUACUUUUCUAUACCAAAAAAUUACUUUUAAAAUUAUUACAUAUUAUAUAAUAUCAGUAUUGAUUUUUAAACCUUUAUUUGAAUUCUAUAAGUUCUAUCCAGAAUUCACUCUUAAAAUGAUAUUACAAGUUUCACAUCGCAAUACAUUUUUAAUGUUUGUAUAUGCCACAAUAUUUCCUUAUAAAAGCGAAAUAAACAUUAUUCACAUUUAAUCGAAUUUCAA
Messenger RNA from Drosophila rhopaloa, 1028 nucleotides. RefSeq lists its product as uncharacterized. The transcript has 2 exons. The record is from RefSeq and is a predicted model, not a curated record. NCBI's taxonomy places the organism in Eukaryota, Metazoa, Arthropoda, Insecta, Diptera, Drosophilidae. The coding region runs from base 87 to 668 and encodes 193 amino acids.